Messenger RNA from Phascolarctos cinereus (koala), 3660 nucleotides. The record is from RefSeq and is a predicted model, not a curated record. Lineage: Eukaryota; Metazoa; Chordata; Mammalia; Diprotodontia; Phascolarctidae.
CAGGUUCAGACUAAUUUCCUAGUGAGUGGAGGAAAUAAUUUGGAACAUUUGUUGGGGAAAUGAUCGGAGUUUCAGAGAACACUGUUUUCCCCCCUGCCCUUUGAGAGACUAGGGAGCUAUUGCAAAUUUAGAGGGCAGUAUCUGUUUACAGAAUAGCUUUUAUUUAUUGCUGUGCAUGAGUGAUUAAGACACACAGAUGGAUACAUGGCUGAAGAGGAAGAAUGGAAGAGAUGGUGCAUGUACAUGCUGGAGGGCAUCAAAAAGGAAAAGAACAGAUGGAAAAGAGAGUCCCUGGUCCUACCAAGAUGAAGACUCAGACGCUGGGUUGUCUUCUACUGGGCUAAGUGGAUGGGGGAGGAGCCCCACAUUCAGUGACUGAUCCUGAACCCCGAGGACAGUGACGAGAGAGUGACUCUCCUACGCGCUUACAGUCACUCCAGCCCGAGGCAGGUACCCUGGCCUCCCGACCCCCACCUUCCGGACUUCCCCUUCCCAAGCGUCCGCCUCCUCUCCGCCUGCUGUCGCGGCCGAAGACCGGAGUCUGACAGAUCAGAUCUUCGCCUCCUUUCCCUGUAUCUCGAGGGCUGGACUUUGUUCUAAAAUGCAUGAUGAUAACAGCAUGGAGUGGUAGAAAAAAAUACUGGACCAUGAUACUCAGAAGACCUGGACCCUGAUGCAUCUUAGUUGUGUGAACCUAGGCAAGUGCUGUAGUUUAAAAAAGGAAGAUGUUUACCGUUCUUUCCCGUCAACCCUGCCAACAACCAGUUGGCGUUCCAGUAUCGUGGAAAUCCCAAGCUCUGCCACAGCGAGGCUUUAAGGCCCUGUCCCGGACCCCCGCUGUGGUUGCCUUGGUGGUCUUGCUCAUAAGUGUGGCUGUGCUGAUGGCUAUAAUGCUCAUUCAGAUCAACCAGAAAGAAGUCCUGGGCCCAGGCCUGAAGUACGGCAUAGUGUUUGAUGCCGGAUCAUCAAGGACCACUGUCUACGUGUACCAGUGGCCAGCAGAGAAGGAAAACAACACAGGUGUGGUUAAUCAGACCUAUAGGUGCAGUGUGAAAGGCUCUGGGAUCUCCAGUUAUAGAAAUAACCCCCAAGCUGUUCCCAGAGCUUUUGAGGACUGCAUGCAAAGAGUUAAGGAGAAGAUUCCAGCUGAUCUCCACAAAAGCACACCGGCUCAUUUGGGAGCCACAGCAGGAAUGCGGCUGCUAAGGUUGCAAAACGAAUCCGCGGCUCGAGAAGUCCUUGCAAGCAUUCAGACCUACUUCGAGUCUCAGCCCUUUGAUUUUAGGGGUGCUGAAAUCAUUUCUGGGCAAGAGGAAGGGGUGUAUGGAUGGAUUACAGCCAACUAUUUAAUGGGCAACGUCUUGGAGAAGAACGUGUGGAAUACGUGGAGCCACCCUCAUGGGGUGGAGACUACAGGGGCGUUGGACCUUGGCGGGGCCUCUACCCAGAUAUCAUUCGCCCCCGAAGAGGAGGCUGGGCACGGUGCCAACAGCACGGUGCAGGUGUCCCUCUAUGGCUAUACCUACACUCUCUACACCCACAGCUUCCAAUGCUAUGGCCGAGAUGAAGCUGAGAAGCGGUUUCUUGCAAGGCUCUUCCAGAAUUCCACAGACAAAGGCAAGCUGGUCAACCCCUGCUAUCCUCGGGAUUAUGUGACCAAUUUAACGAUGGAACACAUAUUUGGAAGUCUGUGUACAGAAGGGUUAAGGCCAGCCAACUACAACCCAGGAUACAAAAUUUCCCUGGAAGGGACUGGGGACCCCACUUUGUGCAGAAAAAAGGUGUAUUCCCUGUUCGACUUUCAAGUUUGUAGUGACCGGGAAGACUGUUCGUUUGAUGGGAUCUAUCAGCCAAAGGUUAAAGGGACAUUUGUGGCUUUUUCCGGAUUCUACUAUACCGCCAACGCUUUGAACCUCACGGGGAGCUUUUCUUUGGACGCCUUUAACACGAGCGUGUGGGAUUUCUGUUUGCACAGCUGGAGUCAGCUUCAUCUGGUGCUGCCCAAGUUUGAUGAGGUAUAUGCCCGGUCCUACUGCUUCUCCGCUCACUAUAUCUAUCAUCUGCUAAUAUAUGGCUAUAAAUUUUCAAGACAGACUUGGCCUAAAAUACAUUUUAAAAAAGAAGUGGAGAAGAGCAGCAUCGCCUGGUCUCUGGGCUACAUGCUGAACCUCACCAACAUGAUUCCGGCCGAGAGCCCCCUGAUCCAGCUGCCCAUGCAGCCCCAGGUGUUCGCAGGGAUGAUGUUUUUUUUUGCCGGAGUGGCCCUGCUCUGCCUGGUUUUCCUCAUCUACCUGUGCGUGAUGUCCAGGCUGUAGAGGAGCUCCCAGCGUGUCGUUGAUCCUGGCUUCGAUGCUGAGUGAGCCGGGGAGGAAAGCAUUCAAGAGCAGGCAAGGCAAAGCUCAGCAUGGACAAAUGAAGCAGGUAGCAGGACCCAAGAAGGGUUCCCUCCCAGAGGGCCCUGAGCUGCGACCUUCUCUACCCACCUGGAGUGACGGUCGCCACCCACUCUCCCAACGACCCACUAAUUCAUCCGAGGGAAGCUUAGAGAAGAGAAGGAGUAAACAGUGUUGGAUGGGAGUCUGAAACCCCGGAUGGCAAUGAAGCUUGGUACCACCACUUAGAAUGUGUAUGACCUUGGGAAAGUCCUCCUCCUCUCUCUGGUCUCAGUUACCUCACCUUGAAAGUAAGAGGAUUAGACUAGAUGACCUUGAAGGUCCCUUCGAGCUCCAAACAGACAAUCCUGUGAUUCUGUGAACAUUCAAGGUCAGACCUCGCGGAAGUCCCCUAGGAUGAAGGGCCGGCUUCUAGCUUUAAAAUAAACACGAGCGUAGAAGAGAUACCCCAGGGAUCAUCUACCAUCUUGCCUCCCCAAGAAACAUACUCUAUGACUAAUGAAUUUCAAAGGAAGCAGCAUCCUUGCUGGCAGGACUGAAAUAUGGAAGCCUAUACCAGGAGUAGAGCAGUAUUGUCAGAAAGCAUAGUGUGCCUGGCACGUAGUCCGCACUUAAUAAAUGUUUGUUAAAUUGGACUGUUCUUUGUUGAAAACACGGCACUUUGCAAUGUUCAUUAGGACCUGUAAGACCUCUGAUAGCUCAAUCUGCUCCUUUUAUGUCCUUCUGAUUAUUAGCCCUUAAACGGCACCUUCCAUCAAGGACUCGCUAGAUAGAAUGCCCCAUGACGAGGGCUUCCUGGUAAACCUUUGGGCGUUACAUCUACCCUGUCGGUCCCCAGGAUGUUACUCUGCUUAUUUUCACAGCAGUUAUCACCGCUUCAGUAGGACUUUGUAGGGGAAGCCUGUCUGUUAUCUCCACCCUAGCCAUACAAAACAGAGGCUUAUGACUCCACAAUGAGCUGUGCAGUAAAUAGCCAGUUGUUACGGAAAUGGUAUCACCCUGUGCAGUGUUCUCUUCUGCACACUUAGAAUACCCCAUACCCUGAUUCCAGUCUACUCACUAGCAUCAGAAUGCACACCCUCCACCAUUCCAUCUCUCCCUCCAGCAGUUUUUACACCUGGCAUGUUAAUUGGGCAUAGAAUCAUUGGAUACCCAGUUGUUCCUGGAGUUGGCCUUUUGCAUUGGGCUGUUUUCCAAUUAAUAGUUGUUUUGGGUUUUUUUGUUUUUUUGGCUAGGCAAUGGGGUUAAGUGACUUGCCCAGGGUCAC